AUGAAGACUUAUGUAUCUAUUCUGAUUAAAACUAUCAUCAUUGUUGACUUUCUUGGCCAGAUCAGAUGCUAUGAAGAAGAUGAAGCACUGAAACAAGUGUUUGGUCAAUGUUUUAAGAAACACCAAUUAAGUCUGGAAGCUAUUAUUAGUAUUGUGAGGCAUGUGCAUGUUCCUGAUGAUUAUGAAGUUAAGUGUUGGAUCAGUUGUGUAAUGAAGAAAAUGGGAAUGAUAAAUGAAGGUAAAAUUGACUGGGAGCAAUGUAAAAUACUUACUAAGCAAGGACUAACUGGAGAGGAAGAUAAAGCCAAGGUCGAUAAGAUUGCUGAGAUAUGCCAAUCUAAAUUUCCUCAAGAGGAAAAAGACGAGUGUCAGCUUGCAUAUUCUGCAGCACUUUGCAAGGUCGAGAGCUGGAAGGAGCUUGGUUUUAACAGACGUAUAAUAUUAACCCAAUUAGACUUCUUUGCUGUUACUUGUUCGAAGCUAUUGGUCGACGGGCCAGACACAGAAAAUUCGAUAUUCAUGACAUAA
Messenger RNA from Nezara viridula (southern green stink bug), 528 nucleotides. NCBI's taxonomy places the organism in Eukaryota, Metazoa, Arthropoda, Insecta, Hemiptera, Pentatomidae. The record is from the annotation of a GenBank genome assembly.